Messenger RNA from Coregonus sp. 'balchen', 14144 nucleotides. Lineage: Eukaryota; Metazoa; Chordata; Actinopteri; Salmoniformes; Salmonidae. The record is from the annotation of a GenBank genome assembly.
AUGGUUGGCACUGGCCACCGCGGCCCUGAUUACUUCCCACACAGACACAGCCUGAUGAUCACUGGUGCCAUGGGAGCGGUGCGAGUCAACAGGUAGGACUGGGGAAUAGGACAAUCAGCUCAUUUUCUGCCCCUUUUUCUGCCUCUAAAAGCCUGUCCUUGUUGUCUAUUCUUGGACUAUUAGCUAUUCUUCUUGGAAUGUUAUAAAAGAAACCUGGUAUUCGCUGCUCUGUACUCAAUUUUAACUCUUCAGUCUUAAAGCUGUAAUAUGUCACCUUUUGGGCAACCCGACCAAAUUCACAUAGAAAUGUGAGUUAUAGAUCUGUCAUUCUCAUCGAAAGCAAGUCUAAGAAGCGGUAGAUAUUUUGUAUGUGAACCAUUUCUAUGCUUCCCGUUCUUAAGUUUCGUUUUUGCGUCUUUUACUUUCGGUUUUGUACACCAGCUUCAAACAGCUCAAAAUAUUAUAUUUUUGGUUAUGGAAAAUAUAUUUCACAAUGUUUUAGAUGGUACAAUUAUUCUCUACACAUUGACUGCUUGUGCAAUUUCUGCAUAGUUCACCUUUAAAGGUCCAAUGCAGCUGUUUUUAUCCCAAUAUCAAAUCAUUUCUGGGUAACCUUACUGAGAGUAAUUUCUCAAGCAACAUUUUUGCUAGGACUGUCUGGGAGUGGUCUGAGUGUGGAGGGGAAAACUGAAAACUAGCUGUUAUUGGCUGAAUGGUUUGGAACUCUCUUUCUUAUCAGCAUAUUAACUAAUUUACCGCCUAGUGAUGUUGCCAGUCAGGCCAAAACUCCAUCCAAGCAAAACACGGUGAAAUUUCAGGCGGUCUUUUCAAACAGCUCUUACACUAAAAGCGCAUUAUCAUAAUUGUCACAAUUUCACAGUAUUAUUCCAACCUCAUAGUGUGGAAAUAUUUACACUUAGUGUACAAAACAUUAAGGAAACCUGCUCUUUCCAUGACAUUGACUGACCAGGUGAAAGCUGGGGAGGAGACAGGUUAAAGAAGGAUUUUUAAGCCUGGAAACAAUUGAGACAUGGAUUGUGUAUGUGUGCCAUUCAGAGGGUGAAUGGGCAGGAACAAAUAUUUAAGUGCCUUUGAACGGGGUAUGGUAGUAGGUGCCAGGCGCACCAGUUUGUGUCAAGAACUGCAAAGCUGCUGGGUUUUUCAUGCUCAACAGUUUCCCGUGUGUAUCAUGAAUGGCCCACCACCCAAAGGACAUCCAGCCAACUUCACACAACAGUGGGAAGCAUUGGAGUCCACAUUAUCCAGCAUUCCUGUGGAGCGCUUUUCACAACUUGUAGAGGCCAUGCAACUUAAUAUUAGGAAGGUGUUCCUAAUGUUUGGUAUACUCAGAAUAUAAAACACAGGAAAGUCAUGUUUUUGACUGCACUGGGACUUUAUCUCUUAAACCUGCCAUAUCUAUCUCCUUCACCCUCCUCUCUAAACUCAUGUAUUUUUGUUGUGGUUUUUGUUUCACAUCAGAUACAGCAUCGUAGCCACCGAUGAAGACCACUUCAAGAUCUCCACCCUGGGCCUCCACAACGGCCAUGGUCCCCUGAUGCACCACACCCUGACUGGGAGGGGGAUGGGGGGCGGAGGGGGUGGUGGUGGUGGUGGUGGAGGGUCAGAAGGAGGAGGAGGAGGCGGCAGCUCAUUAGCCCUGCGAGCAACGGAGCCUGUCCACAAUGGCCGCCAGAUCUCCACGGCGGGGCCCAACCAUGUCCGGAGCCGCUUUGUGAAGAAGAACGGCCAGUGCAACGUGGUUUUCCACAACAUGGAAGACAAGACGAAACACUACCUGGCCGACAUAUUUACCACCUGCGUGGACAUCCGCUGGCGCUACAUGCUGCUCCUUUUCACCUCUACCUUCCUUCUCUCCUGGUUCGUCUUCGGUGUGGUCUUCUGGGGCGUGGCCCUGGCCCAUGGGGACUUCGACCUUCGACCCGGCCUGGGAGAGGGGCCUCUGGCCAGCUUGGAGGGAGGAGGGGUGGAGUGGAAGCCCUGCAUCCUACACGUCCAGGGCUUCGUAGGGGCUUUUCUCUUCUCCAUAGAGACCCAGACCACCAUUGGGUACGGGUUCCGCUGCGUCACAGAGGAGUGUCCGGCGGCGGUGGCUACGGUGGUGGUCCAGUCCAUUGUGGGCUGCAUCAUCGACUCCUUCAUGAUCGGAACCAUCAUGGCCAAGAUGGUUCGACCUAAGAAGCGGGCGCAGACCUUGCUGUUCUCGCACCACGCGGUCAUCUCCAUGCGGGACGGGAAGCUGUGCCUGAUGUUUCGCCUGGGGAACAUGAGGAAAAGCCACAUCGUGGAGGCCCACGUCCGGGCGCAGCUCAUCCGGCCGCACGUCACUGCUGAGGGCGAGUACCUCCCCAUGGAGCAGACGGACAUCGACGUGGGCUACGACGAGGGCCUGGACCGCCUCUUCCUGGUGUCUCCGCUGGUCGUGGUCCACGAGAUCAACGAGAACAGCCCACUGUACUGUAUGAGCAGCGCCGACCUGGCGACGGAGGACUUUGAGAUCGUGGUGAUCCUGGAGGGGAUGGUGGAGGCCACGGCCAUGACCACCCAGGCCCGCUCCUCCUACCUGGCCAGGGAGAUCCUGUGGGGCCACCGCUUCGAGCCUGUUGUCUUCGAGAAGGAGCACCGCUACCAGGUGGACUACUCCCGCUUCCACAAGACCUAUGAGGUGCCGGCUACUCCACACUGCAGCGCCAGGGAGCUCCGGGAGAUGACGGGUCGAUCCCGCUCCCCCUCGUCCGCCUCCGGCUCCAGUUCUACCCGGUCAGUGUCCCCUCUCGGCCCCAAGUCCUCCGGCCUCCACCUCUUGCCUCCGCACUCCCCCAGCGCCUUCUGCUACGAGAACGAGGUGGCCCUGUGCUGCGGGGAGGAGGAGGAGGAGGAGGGGGAGGAGGUGGGGGAGAUGGGGGUGAUGCUGGGGGGGAGGGAUGAUGGGGAGGGGGAGGAGAGGGACGUACAGCUAGACAUUUUCCAGGAGAGGUUUCAGGACCAGGUAGCGGUGGACAUGAACAUGCUGUGUGUGCUGGACAUGGACAAUCAGAUUGACAGGCUGCAGCCGGCUAUAGCUCUUGAUGCGCUGGGCUUCAGGAGGGAAUCAGGAGUGUAGUGACUGAUUCACACUAUAGAGUCAAACUGAGACAAGACAAGCCUGCGCUGGCCUGGUUACACAUCCACUAUAGUUUCUGGAACCGUGCUGGAAAGGACAUUGUGAAAGGAAAAUGUCCAAGCCAGCCAGGGCCACAGCUACAUAUGAGGACGAGGUCCAGACCUAGUUAAUUUAUUCAAAAGUUUGGGGUCACUUAGACAUUUCCUUAGAGUGUCUAGUUUGAGAAACAGACGCCUCACAGGUCCUCAACUGGCAGCUUCAUUAUAUAGUACCCGCAAAAUACCAGUCUCAACGUCAACAGUGAAGAGGCGACUCCGGGAUGCUGACCUUCUAGGCAGUGUUGCAAAGAAAGCCAUAUCUCAGACUGGCCAAUAAAAAUAAAAGAUUAAGAUGGGCAGUCUGAGAUAGGGCUUUUUCUUUGCAACUCUGCCUAGAAGGUCCCACUCCUCUUUCUAUUCUGGUUAGAGACAGUUUUAUUGCUUCUUUAAUCAGCACAACAGUUUUCAGCUGUGCUAAUAUAAUUGCAAAAGGGUUUUCUAAUGAUCAAUUAGCCUUUUACAUUUUAGUCAUUUAGCAGACACUCUUAUCCAGAGCGACUUACAGUUAGUGAGUGCAUAAUAUAUAUUUUUUCAGCUACAAUAGCCAUUUACAACAUUAACAAUGUCUACACUGUAUUUCUGAUCAAUUUGAUGUUAUUUUAAUCGACAAAAGAAUUGCUUUUCUUUCGAAAACAAGGACAUUUAUAAGUGACCCCAAACUUUUGAACGGUAGUGUAUAUUUAUGCACAAGGUUUUGAAACUUGGCUGCGCCAGUUUUCCUCUUGUUAUAUGUCACUCCCUGACAGUCACUCAAUUAGCCCAUGUCAGUAAAAAUAAAUAAAAAUAAAGGUAAAUGAGUCUAGUUAGUCUAGACUAAACUUAUAGUAAUCAUACCCGAAUGACUGACUGGGCAAGCAGGGCACAUGCCCAGGGGCCCUGACCUCCAGGGGUCCCCCAUUGAUUUUGUUAGUCACUCUCACUCAUAUAUCAUAUUAACAUGGCAUAAGUCAUGGUAAAAUGUGUAGAACUGCAGGAAAAUCGCAGAACUUUUUUGUAAUGGUUUACCAUUUGUUAAUAAAAUACUGCUAACAGAUCCCUCACUAUGUAAUAAAUUAUAGUUUUUAAUCCUGGUGUUGAGUUCAUGUGUAGCGGCUAAUUGUGCAGCUAAUAGGCUAUGCGUUUGUAGAUCGCCUGAUGUGAAUGAAGCUACAGAAACCAUAGUGAUAAUGGCUGAGGAAUUAUUUUGUUGCUCUUCUCCAAAUAGCAUUUUAGAGUUUUUUAAUUGUAUAGAAAUGCAGUAAAUGAGCGUGAACUUUUUAAAAUGUCCUCACUAACACUCAGACCCUGGCUACGGCCCUGAAGCCAGCACAGUAUGGCUUGGGUCGGCCAUGUAGUGUGAAUCAGUCAUAGAAGACUCUCAUGUCUAGUGUCCUGAAUGAACUAUGUGCCCUUGGUACACUUCCUCUUUUUGUGUAUCCAACCAAAGUCCUCGGAGAGAGAAGAAGAAAAUAAUUAGAACUGUUCUGCCGCACAACAACAAAGGAAGGUUGAAUGACCUUACUAUUUUCUUGAGUUUCUUUUUGUUUUUAAACAUAGUUGUGUUCAGUACAUGAGUCUAAAUUUGCAUUUUAUAGCGCAAUAUUUAAAUGCAUUCUUAUUGUAUUCAAUAUUCCGUUGUAUAUAUUCUCUGGAAUAAGAUUCUUUGUGAAGUGACUUUUGGUUCCAUUCAACCAAGUCUUGGUACCGUUUUUUUCAUUUACAGAUAGUCAUCAUGAGUCAUUAAUACUUUCAAAACCACAAAUGAAGUUCAUGUGGUUUUAAAAAAGUAUUUUCUGUUUGUAAAUAUAUGAUUUCCCAUGUUUAGAAACUAGGGCUGGGAUGAUACCAAUACCACAAUACUGGUUAGCAUCGUGGAAAGGAAACAAAACAUGAAGCGGAUUUCACUUCUUUAGGAAAACAUCUGUAAAGUUGGAAACAAACAUCAUUAUGUUGUCAUUCAGAGUCACAUUUAUUUAUUUUCCAAGCUAUAGCACCCAAUAGUUUACAUACAUUUUUUAAGAACCAAAGAGUUUGGUCUGCUUCGUGUUUUCAUUUUUGCCAUGGAGUAAAUAUUUCAAUACUGGUAUCAUCACAGACCUAUUAGAAACCAUGGUAAUUUUGACUUCCUGCUUAAGGUAUAUUACUGUUAAUGUUUGAUACAUGAGCUAUGUAUUCCAAAAUUUGAAAAUAUUUUAUGAUGCAAAAACAAGGAACCUGAACAGAAACUGAGUUGGAAAUAACAUGUAUUGUCCAGAUAAAGAAUAACAAGCACUUUAUUCUGUAUUUUAUCAAAAGGAAUAUCUAAAAAAAUUAACAAUUUAAUUGUAUGCUGUUUUGUAUGAAUUAAUAAAUGUCUAAUAAUAAUAAUAAACAAGCAGCAGUAGCUGUUCUGGUUGGGUUGACACACUCUGCUCUGUUCUCACACUCUUUUUUUCCCAUCAGACACCAGUCCCAAAGGUCCAAGGUCAAACUGACCCCAUGUUGAUGUCCACCUGCUUCUGACUGCUCAUUGGUUGGCCCGGUUUGGGGCAGUGUGUGUCUGUGUGUGUGGGUGUGUGGUGUGUGUAUGUGUGUGUGUGUGUGUGUGUGUGUGUGUGUGUGUGUGUGUGUGUGUGUGUGUGUGUGUGUGUGUGUGUGUGUGUGUGUGGUGUGUGGUGUGUGUGUGUGUGUGUGUGUGUGUGUGUGUGUGUGUGCGUGCGUGCGUGCGUGCGUGCGUGCGUGCGUGCGUGCGUGCGUGCGUGCGUGCGUGCGUGCGUGCGUGCGUGCGUGCGUGCGUGCGUGCGUGCGUGCGUGCGUGUGUGUGAUGUGAAGUGAAGGCAGGGGGUUGUUGUUCUCUAGCUCAGUGACUCAGAGGUAAUCCCAUACACACACCUGUCUCUCUUACGAUUCUCUCUUUCUAAACCAAAACUGGGGUAUUACCCAAAAUCUGUGUCAUACUCAAAUAGCUCAGUACAGAGAGUUUUUAUUUGGCAGGUUGUCUUUUAAAACGUCCCAGAGAGUGAGGGAGAGAGGGGCAGAUAGAAAUAGAAAGAGAUGCAGACUGGAGGAGGACAUACUAGGCCGAGGGGCAGUGGGGAGGGAGAGAGAGAGAGAGAGGGGAGAGGAGAGAGAAAGAGAGGGAAGUUCACCACUAGGAGACAGUGAAGACUGCUCCACUUCAACAGACCAAUGGAAGAGAGAGUACGGUAUACCAGCUCCCUCAUGUGGUAAAUUAUCAGAGUAAACCAUAACAUAGUUUUUUUUAAAGACUGGUCACCAAACCUUUAUUUUCUGAAGUGCUGAGGCCCACCUGAACACUUUACGUUCUCUAUAUGAUGAGUUUCAUUCCAAAACACUAUAUAUUCAUGUUCAUAAAUGUUGGUAAAUGAGCUUUUAUUGUUUAAAGAAAUGAUGAAAGAGUUUGGUGUGUCUAAUCAUGGCAUGGGAUUGUUCAAUGACAGACAUGUAUUUCUUUAAAAUCUAUCACUUGAUGGUUUCAUUUCAGAGAGACAAAUAAUCAUAUAUUUUUUUGGCAAAAUGCUAUCUAUCUGCCUCACUCUCAGAGAAGUAAGUAGUACUGCUAGGUUUUACACAGUCAAAUGUAACAAAUAACUACAUUUUUCAUAAAGAAAUUUACAAAUGAUAAAAUUUUUAAAUCAAUGUUUAAAUCAAUAAAAAUUAAAAAAAUUCAAUACAGUAAUAGGAGAUCUGUAUGUAAAACAUUUGACAUUUUAGUCAUUUAGCUCUUAUCCAGAACGACUUACUGUAAGUACAUUCAUCAUAAGAUAGCUCGGUGAGACAACCACAUAUCCCAGUCAAAUAUAAAGGAAAGGAACAUUCCAUUCCAGCUAAACAAUGGAUUUACAGUAUAGCGUUCCCAUUAUUUUAUUAAACGUGUUCUCCUGCUCUAACAAGCCACUUCCCCAUCUCUAUCGCUAUCUCUCUCUCCUUCUCACCCCUCCAUCAUUCUUUCCUUCCUCUACUAAUGUCAGUUCAAAGAGCCAUUUCCCCAUCUCUAUCGCUAUCUCUAUGCCGUCUCUCAAUUUUUCCCUCCUUCUCUCCCUCCUUCCCUCCAUCCCUCUCUACUGAUGUCGGUUAAUUAGCCACUGUGUCACACCCCCUUGUCAUCAACAUCCAUAAAAACGACCAGCUGGGUGACCUCUGGUGACCUUUCUCCAGGCUCCGUCAGUCAUAAUGGCUGACUAGAGGAUCUAGAAUCUGAGCUGUCUGGCAGGGGGCUGCUUUCAUGCUUUGUAGCCCUCCUCUGCUGCUGUUGGUUUCUGCCCUGGGGUUGUGUGGGGCUGUGUGGGGCAGUGGGGCUAGUGUUAGGGAAUAGGGGCUAGUGUGUGUGCUCAGUAGGGGACAGUAUUGGGGACUAAGUGGUGGAGGGUUGGGGGUCCUGGGGCCCAUAAUGAUCUGUUGUGUGUUGUGGAGCUGUGAACCAUUCGUUGGAGGACAGAGAGGCAUUGUGUUACAUUGGGCUGCCCACGUUGGCUACACCACUGGGAACCACCACAGGCUGUGUGUGUGUGUGUGGGGGGGGGGGGGGGGGGGGGGGGUAAGUGUGUGUAUGUGUGUGUGCGUGUGUGUUUCUUUCUGUCUGUCUGUCCGUCCGUCUGUCUGUCUGUCUGUCUGUCUGUCUGUCUGUCUAUUUGUCCAUUUGAGGCUCUGAGAUCAGGUGAGGUGUCUAGCCUGUGUGGAACACCUGUGGAUAUCCCAUGUAUCAAUGCAUGCUGCUGUAGCCAUAUGCAGAUCAUCCGUCACUGUCUCAGUGUGUGAAUACACAAGACAUAUGAAGAAUAUUGACAAUCCCCCUUUUUCUCUUUCUUUGAAAAUCCCUCUAUCUCUUUCUUCCCCCUUUCAUGUCUUCCUCCUCUCCGCCAACAACAGAGUCUUUCAUUCGGGCAUCUCAGCGGCCGCCUCAGGCCCUCAGGCCCUCUGCCGUUCGCUCAGCUUAAUUAAAUGUUCUGAGAAAAACUCAUGAUUGGAAAGUGACUUGUUUCUCUCUGUUUCCAAGCCACUCGUCUCUCUCUCUUCUCUCUCCUCUCUCAUCCCUCAGGUCAAUCUCUCUCUCUCGCCCUCUCUCUUUCUCUCCCGUCUCUCCACGCUCUUCUCUCCUCUCUCAUCCCUCAGGCCAAUUUCCCAUUGAUUUUCCCAUGCAUCUUCCUUUCACCCAUUUGAUCAGAAUCAGAAAUACAUUUUCCUGAGAAGUAAACUAAGUGUUUGCAAGUGAGUACUCUGCUGGAUGAAGCACUUUCCGUCUGUAUCCAUAGCUAUACAGCCUGGUCUCCCUUGGUCUUCUGAACUCAAUGGGACUUACAUUUACAUUUUAGUCAUUUAGCAGACGCUCUUAUCCAGAGCGACUUACAGGCGCAAUUAGGAUUAAGUGCCUUGCUCAAGGGCACAUCGACAGAUUUUUCACCUAGUCGGCUUGGGGAUUAGAACCAGCGACCUUUUGGUUACUGGCACAACGCUCUUAACCACUAAGCUACCUGCUACCUAAAUGUUACAGAAAAAGUGCAUCUGUACCAACGCCUUUUGGUUAGAAUGUCUGCCCUGAGAUCGGAAGGUUGGGAGUUCGAUCGCCGGCCGAGUCAUACCAAAGGCUGAAAAAAUGGGACCCGAUACGUCUCUGCUUGGCAGUCAGCAUUAAGGAGAUGGACUGGGGGUAAGGCCCUGCGAUAGACUAGCAUCCUGUCCAGGGGGUGUACUGGUACAUCAAGCUGCCUCACUCUACAGAAACAGGAGAUAGACUAGUGUCCUGUCCAGAGGGUGUACUGGUACAUCAAGCUGCCUCACUCUACAGAAACAGGAGAUAGACUAGCAUCCUGUCCAGGGGGUGUACUGGUACAUCAAGCUGCCUCACGCUACAGAAACAGGAGAUAGACUAGCAUCCUGUCCAGGGGGUGUACUGGUACAUCAAGCUGCCUCACUCUACAGAAACAGGAGAUAGACUAGUGUCCUGUCCAGAGGGUGUACUGGUACAUCAAGCUGCCUCACGCUACAGAAACAGGAGAUAGACUAGCAUCCUGUCCAGGGGGUGUACUGGUACAUCAAGCUGCCACUCUACAGAAACAGGAGAUAGACUAGUGUCCUGUCCAGGGGGUGUACUGGUACAUCAAGCUGCCUCACUCUACAGAAACAGGAGAUAGACUAGUAUCCUGUCCAGAGGGUGUACUGGUACAUCAAGCUGCCUCACGCUACAGAAACAGGAGAUAGACUAGUGUCCUGUCCAGGGGGUGUACUGGUACAUCAAGCUGCCUCACUCUACAGAAACAGGAGAUAAACUAGUGUCCUGUCCAGGGGUUGUACUGGUACAUCAAGAUGCCUCACGCUACAGAAACAGGAGAUAGACUCCUCUCCUAUGAGCUGUUCUGCCUCUCACAAGCAAGGCUACUUACUAUGAUCUUUAUAGAGAACAUAACUAAGUAUGUGUUGAACUCCUUUGCUCAAUAAUACAGGCAUCCACAGGAGUCCUGGGCAACCAUACAGGUGGUUAUCAGUCUAAUGAUGCUCCCCUCCACCCAAAACCAAAUGACACCCAAACUCAGCACUGUCUUAAUGAGAGGGGGGAAGGUAGGGGGAGGCCUGGGGCUGAAAGUGAUGCUGUCUGCAGCCUCACAUACCACCACCACUAUAAGCCUUAAUUGGUUAAUUUGAUCACUGCUGAUUGAGGGAGACCUCAGAUAUUAUUAUUAUGGGAGGCUGGGAUAGUAACCUGGGGUUACCCUGAUUUUGCACUACAUUACCAAAAGUAUGUGGACACCUGCUCGUCUAACAUCUCAUUCCAAAAUCAUGGGCAUUAAUAUGGAGUUGGUCCCCCAUUUGCUGCUAUAACAGCCUCCACUCUUCUGGGAAGGCUUUCUACUAGAUGUUGGAACAUUGCUGCGGGGACUUUCUUCUAUUCAGCCACAAGAGCAUUAGUGAGGUCGGGCACUGAUGUUGGGCGAUUAGGUCUUGCUCACAGUCAGAGUUCCAAUUCCUCCCAAAGGUGUUCAACGGGGUUGAGGUCAGGGCUCUGUGCAGGCCAGUCAAGUUCUUCCAUACCAAUCUCGACAAACCAUUUCUGUAUAGAUCUCGCUUUGUGCACAGGGGCAUUGUCAUUCUGAAACAGGAAAGGGCCUUCCCCAAACUGUUGCCACAAAUUUGGAAGCACAGAAUCGUCUAGAAUGUCAAUGUAUGCUGUAGCGUUAAAGAUUUCCCUUCACUGGAACUAAGUGGCCUAGCCCGAACCAUGAAAAACAGCCCCAGAACAUUAUUCCUCCUCCACCAAACUUUACAGUUGACACUAUGCAUUAGGGCAGGUAGCGUUCUCCUGGCAUCCGCCAAACCCAGAUUCGUCCAACGGACUGUCAGAUGGUGAAGCGUGAUUCAUCACUCCAGAGAACGCGUUUCCACUGCUCCAGAGUCCAAUGGCGGCGAGCUUUACACCACUCCAGCCGACGGUUGGCAUUGCGCAUGGUGAUCUUAGGCUUGUGUGGAAACAUAUUUCAUGAAGCUCCCAACGAACAGUUCUUGUGCUGACAUUGUUUCCAGAGGCAGUUUGGAAAUCGGUAGUGAGUGUUGCAACCGAGGACAGGCGUUUUUUACGCUCUACGCGCUUCAGCUCUCGGUAGUCCCGUCUGUGAGCUUGUGUGGCCUACCACUUCGCGGCUGUACCGUUGUUGCUCCUAGACAUUUCCACUUCACAAUAACAGCACUUACAGUUGACUGGGGCAGCUCUAGCAGGGCAGAAAUUUGACGAACUGACUUGUUGGAAAAGUGGCAUCCUAUGACAGUGCCACGUUGAAAGUCACUGAGCUCUUCAGUAACGCCAGUCUACAGCCAAUGUUUGUCUAUGGAGAUUGCGUGGCUGUGUGCUCGAUUUUAUACACCUGUCAGCAACGGGUGUGGCUGAAGUAGCUGAAUCCACUAAUUUGAAGGGGUGUCCACAUACCUUUGUACAAUGGGGAAAAAAAGUAUUUAGUCAGCCACCAAUUGUGCAAGUUCUCCCACUUAAAAAGAUGAGAGAGGCCUGUAAUUUUCAUCAUAGGUACACGUCAACUAUGACAGACAAAUUGAGGAAAAAUCCAAAAAUCCAGAAAAUCACAUUGUAGGAUUUUUAAUGAAUUUAUUUGCAAAUUAUGGUGGAAAAUAAGUAUUUGGUCACCUACAAACAAGCAAGAUUUCUGGCUCUCACAGACCUGUAACUUCUUCUUUAAGAGGCUCCUCUGUCCUCCACUCGUUACCUGUAUUAAUGGCACCUGUUUGAACUUGUUAUCAGUAUAAAAGACACCUGUCCACAACCUCAAACAGUCACACUCCAAACUCCACUAUGGCCAAGACCAAAGAGCUGUCAAAGGACACCAGAAACACAAUUGUAGACCUGCACCAGGCUGGGAAGACUGAAUCUGCAAUAGGUAAGCAGCUUGGUUUGAAGAAAUCAACUGUGGGAGCAAUUAUUAGGAAAUGGAAGACAUACAAGACCACUGAUAAUCUCCCUCGAUCUGGGGCUCCACGCAAGAUCUCACCCUGUGGGGUCAAAAUGAUCACAAGAACGGUGAGCAAAAAUCCCAGAACCACACGGGGGGACCUAGUGACUCAAAUCCUGCAGUGCCAGACGUGUCCCCCUGCUUAAGCCAGUACAAGUGUCCAGGCCCAUCUGAAGUUUGCUAGAGUGCAUUUGGAUGAUCCAGAAGAGGAUUGGGAGAAUGUCAUAUGGUCAGAUGAAACCAAAAUAGAACUUUUUGGUAAAAACUCAACUCGUCAUGUUUGGAGGACAAAGAAUGCUGAGUUGCAUCCAAAGAACACCAUACCUACUGUGAAGCAUGGGGGUGGAAACAUCAUGCUUUGGGGCUGUUUUUCUGCAAAGGGACCAGGACGACUGAUCCGUGUAAAGGAAAGAAUGAAUGGGGCCAUGUAUCGUGAGAUUUUGAGUGAAAACCUCCUUCCAUCAGCAAGGGCAUUGAAGAUGAAACGUGGCUGGGUCUUUCAGCAUGACAAUGAUCCCAAACACACCGCCGGGCAACGAAGGAGUGGCUUCGUAAGAAGCAUUUCAAGGUCCUGGAGUGGCCUAGCCAGUCUCCAGAUCUCAACCCCAUAGAAAAUCUUUGGAGGGAGUUGAAAGUCUGUGUUGCCCAGCGACAGCCCCAAAACAUCAUUGUUCUAGAGGAGAUCUGCAUGGAGGAAUGGGCCAAAAUACCAGCAACAGUGUGUGAAAACCUUGUGAAGACUUACAGAAAACGUUUGACCUGUGUCAUUGCCAACAAAGGGUAUAUAACAAACUAUUGAGAAACUUUUGUUAUUGACCAAAUACUUAUUUUCCACCAUAAUUUACAAAUAAAUUCAUAAAAAAUCCUACAAUGUGAUUUUCUGGAGAAAAAAAAUCUCAUUUUGUCUGUCAUAGUUGACGUGUACCUAUGAUGAAAAUUACAGGCCUCUCUCAUCUUUUUAAGUGGGAGAACUUGCACAAUUGGUGGCUGACUAAAUACUUUUUUCCCCCACUGUAUAUAUAGUGUAGUUCAUUUAUUUUUCUAUUUGAGAAAAAGCCUCACAUUUUUCGUCAAUAUUCUACUUGUCUAUUCAUCGUGUAUUUGAAUAGGGACAGAUAGAAACGCAUUGGUUUCUGUAUCUAUGGUGACAUUUUGACAAAAGGGGCAAUCUGCAGUUGUUACAUCCAUUUUUGGACUUAUAAAUUAAUGAUAUGUACCGAUUGAUUCUUGAGGAAUAUAACUUAGAAAUGCCUCAUGAGCUUAGUUCAACUGUCAUACCCCAUCAGAACCCAAAAUAUAAGCUUGUUUUACUCCAAUGUUAGUAAACAAAGUAAAUGUAAGCAAACUCUAUAUAGCCUCAAAACAUGAUUAAAACUAUCAUUUUGAUUUCGUGGAUGGUCAGUCCUUGCAUCGAUAUCAUUGUCUAUGAAUUUGAGAGUGGUUACAUUUCUCCAGCCCCAUCCCUCAGCUUUUUACCGAAACAGGGGUGGCGAGAUAGCUUUGUUAUUAUUUCAACUGCUGAUUGCCACUUUAAGUGCUCAGAAUACAAUACUAUGACAAAACAUGAAACCCAGUUCCUUCCUUGUUGGUAAUUGUGAUAUCUUUGAUUGUAAAUCAUUUCAGAUGUAGCAACACUGAGAGAUGCAUUGUAAGAAUGGCUAAGCUAAUAAAUAGUAAAUAGUCAACACCCUACACUUCUGUGUGACUAAAUGCCAUGACUAGGCCAGUGCUGACACUAUGACUGAGGGGCCACUGCCAGCUAAUCACAGACGCCAUUGUCCACCUCCACAUUAUUUUAAUACCAUAAGUUUCAACCUCCUGCUAAUGACUCAGCCCCAUCAUUCCAUCUCUCUCUCUAGUUGUCUCAUUCUACCCAUCUCCCCCAUCUCUCUUUCUCUCGUUCUUUCGUUCUCUCAUUUUCUUGAUAUCUUGUUUUCUAGUUCCAUCUCUCCAUCUCUCUCUCUCUCUCUCUCUCUCUAUAUAUAUAUAUAUAUAUAUAUCUAUCUCCCUCUCCUCUCUCUCUCUCUAUCUCCAUCUCUCUCUCUCUCCCCUCUCUACUCUCUCUAUCAUCUCUCUCUCUCUCUUCUCCCCUCUCUCUCUCUCUCUCUCUCUCUCUCUCUCUCUCUCUCUCUCUCUCUCUCUCUCUCUCUCUCUGCCUCUCUCCUCCAUCGUCUCUCGCUCCAUCUCUCCAUCUCUCUCUCUCUCUCGCCAUCCCUCCAUCACAAUUGAGGUAACUCGGGCCAGUGUAGAUACGGACCCAGGGGCGAACAAUAGGCCAUUCAUGAUGCCUUGCAAAUGCAAUGAUGAUCCUGCUCUCUCUCUCUAACCCCCCCCCCCUCCACCAGCCUCCACAGCUGCACAGGAAUGUGGUCCAACAAGUCCCCCCCCCUCCCCUCCCCUCCCCUCCACCCCUUACCCCCCCCCCCCCCCCCCCCCCAAACUUCCACCCGCACCACUAUCGCAACCGAAGCCAACCUCAACCCCCUUCCCAAAUAA